Molecule: messenger RNA, 1206 nt
Organism: Amphiprion ocellaris (clown anemonefish)
Lineage: Eukaryota; Metazoa; Chordata; Actinopteri; Pomacentridae
Gene: optc
Product: opticin
Exons: 7
Coding region: 161-1135 (324 amino acids)
Molecular function (GO): protein binding
Source: RefSeq, a predicted model, not a curated record
GAAGCCACACUGAACACCAGGGGCCCUCUGCUGUUCUGGCACUCAUCUGAGAGUCCCCAGGGGAUAAAGCAGCAAAGAACGACAACAGGAUUACAACAGCCAAAGUUUGUGUAAUCUUCACGAACACACAGCAGAAACAGAGCAGUAGUUUGUGCUGAGAAUGUCUCUGCAGUGUUUGGUGGCUCUGGCCAUGAUCCUGGACUUCCUGGGCACUUGGCAUGGUCUGACAGCGCCUCUAGGCGAGACAGAUGAUGAACUGUUUGAUCUGGAAAACUAUGACCUAACCAGCGAGACGGAGUGGGAGAACCUGGACAUCAACGUUUAUGGAGACAGCUAUGAUUACGAUGACUUUGACAAAAAGAUUGAGAUGGGUAACUUAACACCAGACAUCCCAUCACCAGCCAACCAGCGUACCACUCAACACCACAAGAAGGAGGGAACCCUACCUCCAUCCCCUGUCACUCUGAACUCUAAGGCAGCAGGACUCUUUGGCCCUGAGACUGGUCUGGGUAUGCCCACUUGCCUAAUGUGUGUGUGUAUUGCUGGGAGUGUGUACUGUGAUGACAUGGGCCUAGAUCAGAUCCCACCCCUGCCCAAAGACACCACCCAUUUCUAUGGUCGCUUCAACAAGAUCCGACACGUCAAAAACACAGACUUCAUCAACCUGAAUAAGCUUCGAUCCAUUGAUUUAACAGGGAAUCAGAUCUCUGGAAUGGAUGAGGAUGUGUUUCAGUCCCUGCCACAGCUCCAGGAGUUACUGCUAGCUAACAACAACCUGCAGCUCGUACCGGAGCUGCCGAUCACCAUGAAAUACAUCGAUCUACGGAACAACAGGCUGGUCAGCCGGGGGAUGCAUUCUGAGGGAUUCAAGGAUAUGAGUCAACUGGAGUUCCUCUACCUGUCUAACAACCACCUGGAUUACAUCCCUACACUGCUUCCACUCAGCCUCAGAGUGCUACAUCUGCAGAAUAACAACAUCCAGUCUCUACAUGAGGACACCUUCUGUAACCUCCAUGAUCUCAGCUUCAUCCGCCAUAACCUGGAGGACAUUCGUCUAGAUGGCAACCCCCUGAACAUCAACCUGUUUGCUCAGGCCUAUGUCUGCCUGCCACGUCUACCUGUAGGGAGUCACUGAAAGCUGCUAGACACCAUAGUCCAGGCUCCAGAAAAUCUGAAUAAUGCAAGAAUAAAAAGUGCUUUACUGUA